Messenger RNA from Drosophila kikkawai, 1152 nucleotides. Its product is annotated as phospholipase A1 member A. NCBI's taxonomy places the organism in Eukaryota, Metazoa, Arthropoda, Insecta, Diptera, Drosophilidae. Gene Ontology annotation, molecular function: lipase activity. The record is from RefSeq and is a predicted model, not a curated record. Gene Ontology annotation, biological process: lipid catabolic process.
AUGCAGAAGAGCACAGUUGGGUUUAUAGUGGUCACAGUCUGCCUGAUCUGCCCAUCUUGGGCAGCUGCUUCAGGGGAGGAUAAAUCCCCAAAAUCCCUGAGCAUAGAUGGAGUUCAAAAACAAAAUCUGAAGCUACUGACCGAGCAGCUUAAUCGCGGCUGGCGGGCUUUCUGUGACGCCCCUGUGGACGAGGGUGUUAUGUCCCUCUUCCAGGGCAUCAAUCCCAGCGAUGCCCGCCUCCAUGUGAUGACAAUUACCAAUCAAAGCGUUGAGCUGCCCAUCAAGUCCAUAUCCCAGAUUAAGGACUUUGAUAUCAGUCCGGAACGCAAGACCCUUGUCUAUGUGAAUGCCUUUCACACCGCCGAUAGCUACUUCAGUGUCCAGGAGCACUUGACCCUGCUCCAGAAUAGCCGCCGGGAUCUCAAUGUCAUUGUGGUGGACUUUGCCAAGGAUGUGGCCCAACUGUACUAUGCAGUUCGUCAUCAUCUCUCCGUCGAUGGUUACUUUGUUUACAAGCUCGUUAGAGCUCUAUUGGAUGCAGGCAUAUCGGCUCAGGACAUUACCCUGGCAGGACACUCGGUGGGUGCCAAUAUAGCCGCUUUGGGCGCCAAACUUUUUGUCAAGGAAACCAAACAGUUAGUGGGACAACUGAUAGCCAUAGAUCCAGCCACAAUGUGUCGCACCACUGACAUUCUGGUGAAGCAGGGAGUGGCCGCCAGAGUGGUUACGAUCCAUGGCGAGGGCGAUGUCUUUGGUGUGAGGGUGCCGCUGGGUCACAUUGAUAUUUAUCCCAAUGGUAUAGGAUACUUUCCCAGGAGGAAACUCCAGCCUGGCUGUGAGUCCAAGGUCUGCAGUCACAUGUAUCCCUUUGUGCUCUUCAUGGAGGCUCUUAUCGAGGGCGUCAUGAUCCCGGCCACCAAAUGCGAUAGUUGGGCCAAGUUCCGGCAGGGCGACUGCAAUUACCAGAAUACCAUCAAUAUAGGUCUUGUAUACCCAGCCACAGCCAAGGGUCUGUACUUUUGUCUGACACAACCCAAUCCUCCUUUCACCUACAUGGAGCAUGGUCUUCGGUAUAAAACUAGACGUCCUGAGAAGUCUUCCAAAUCCUCUUAGAUUCUUGUAUUAAGUUGUGUAAAUUGUAGUUUUUAGUUA